GGAUCGCAGCUGCCAGUGGCAAAAUAAUAUUGGAUUAUUCCAGUCGCGCAAGAGACAUUGCGCCGCUUCAGCAAUAUGGCGUCGUGGGAAUCCUUCGAAUUUACGUUCCAGUUCGAGCCAAAUUAUGCCCACGACAAAAAGACCCUCGACCGCAUCACCGCGAACCGUCGCUCGUUGCAAAACCAGCUGUUCAUCGAUCGCCUGCUCAAGCUAAUGGGCGUAAAGUCAGUGCAAGAAGCAUACCCGCCGAAAACAAACCAUGCCCUUCGAGAUCUCUACGAAAAAGUGCUCGCUUCGUCGUUCCCCGAUCACCAAAAACAGGCAGUGAUCUAUUAUCUCCUUCGAGAUUGUCGCGGCUCAAAUGAAGCUCUCAUUCAGCUUACACGAGAGUGCCAUCUUCCGGAAAAAUACCAGCUUUUCAUUGAUGGUCUCUGGCAUCUAGACCGGCUCGAAUUCAGACGAGCCUUGGAGUACCUCACAGAGCCUUCCCUCAUUCCCACAUUUCCCGACGAGAUUCUCUCAGUCCUGACCCAGCAGAAUCUACCGAAACACGAUGACUCUCUAGCGAUAGCCUACUACCUUACAGUCUCUCCACCACUCGCAUCUGAAAAGGUCCAGCAGUCGUACUUUGAGACGCUUUGUCGCGCAAAUAUUACCGAAUCAUUCUACUUUGCUCGGAAAUACGACCAUGAUCGACGACGGCAAUUCCUUGAACAGCUCGUUGUUUUUGUUCAUAAAACACCCGCCGGGCAGUUGAGAGGCAGUCGCGCAAUGGAACUUAUCAACUUGCCAUUUGACGAGCUAGAAGAAUCAUGGUUUGAAGAAUGUUUACUGAAUGGGAGAGCUGCGGCGCUUUCGGGGGCGAAGGAUACAGUGUUGAUGCGAAGGCUUGCCAGUGGUAAAAUGCAAGAUUUGCCGCCGAGCGUGGAGUCAUUAGGCGGACGUAAGAUUGAUGGCAUCAAUUGGGACGAUCUUCGCCAGAGUGUCGAUAGCAAAGGUUUUGUGUGACGAAAUAUACGAUUACGAUUUCUCUUGUUUCUGAUUGCAAAGCUCUUCAAAUGUUAUGGAGCUCAAGUGGUGUUCUGGGAGGCGUUGGGUGGCGCAUUCAAUACUGCAUAGCACUAGAUGAAAUAGCGUACUUUAACUUCACUUUUCCAUUGCCAUUAAUGUUGAAAUUAAUGAGAUAAUUUGAUUCUUUAACUCUCUG
Talaromyces proteolyticus is the source of this 1207-nucleotide messenger RNA. RefSeq names its product nuclear pore complex assembly-domain-containing protein. The transcript is spliced from 3 exons. NCBI's taxonomy places the organism in Eukaryota, Fungi, Ascomycota, Eurotiomycetes, Eurotiales, Trichocomaceae. The coding region runs from base 76 to 1008 and encodes 310 amino acids. The record is from RefSeq and is a predicted model, not a curated record.